Capsicum annuum is the source of this 618-nucleotide messenger RNA. RefSeq lists its product as uncharacterized. NCBI's taxonomy places the organism in Eukaryota, Viridiplantae, Streptophyta, Magnoliopsida, Solanales, Solanaceae. Bases 1 to 618 code for a protein of 205 amino acids. The record is from RefSeq and is a predicted model, not a curated record. Gene Ontology annotation, molecular function: nucleic acid binding; zinc ion binding. The transcript has a single exon.
AUGGACAAGACACUUUCCACUUUUCAUGCCUCGAAUGUGGUCUUGCAACAACACUAUAGAGAAAAAGGGUUCAAGAAAUAUUCUGAACUAAGUUCUCACCUCCUUAUGGCUGAACAAAAUAAUAAUUUGUUAAUGAAAAAUCACGAGCUUCGACCUGCUGGAUCUACACCAUUUCCUGAAGUGAAUGAGGUGUACGCCCACUAUGCUAGGCAUGGAAGGGGUCACAGAUCUGGUCGAGGACGUGGACGUGGGCGUGGCCGAGGACAAGGACGAGACUAUGGUCAAGAAAGAAACCAUGUUCCUGGCGUUAAUCACUCACCAAAUAAAUGGUUCCAUCAAAAUGAACAAAGAAGAAGUGACAAACAUGAAACAGGUAAAACAUGUGUUUGUUUUAAAUGUGGAGCAAAAGGACACUAUCAACGUGGCUGUCGUACUCCCAAACAUUUGGUUGAGCUUUAUCAAGCAUCACUAAAGAAAAAGGGGAAAAGCCCUGAAGCUAAUUUUGUCUCGAAAAAUCAUGUUGACAUUGCUCACUUAGAUGUAGCAGAUUUCUUCGAGAAUCCUGAGGGAAAGAUAGAUCACCUGAUUGGUGAUGGUUCUGUGGCUACGGAAGAAUGA